GAUGGAGUAUGAGAAUAGGAUUAGAGCCUACUCCACUCCAGACAAGAUCUUCCGUUACUUCGCCACGCUGAAGAUCAUCAGUGAGCACGGAGAUGCAGAGGUCUACAUGACUCCACAGGACUUUGUCCGUUCCAUCACCCCCAACGAGAAACAGCCAGAGAACCUGGGUCUGGAUCAGUUCCAGGUGAAGCGAUAUGAUGGAAAGAAGAUUUCCCAGGAGAGGGAGAAGUUUGCGGAUGAGGACAGUAUCUUCUUCACACUGGGAGAGUGUGGUCUCAUCUCCUUCUCUGAUUACAUCUUCCUCACCACCGUGCUCUCUACGCCCCAGAGGAACUUUGAGAUCGCCUUCAAGAUGUUCGACCUGAAUGGAGAUGGAGAGGUGGACCUGGAGGAGUUUGAACAGGUCCAGAGUAUCAUCAGGUCUCAGACCAGUAUGGGAAUGCGUCAUCGGGACCGUUCCACUACGGGUAACACCCUGAAGACUGGCGGCUGCAGCUCCGCUCUUACCACAUACUUCUUCGGUGCCGACCUGAAGGGCAAACUGACCAUCGGCCAUUUCCUGGAGUUCCAGAGGAAACUGCAACACGAUGUCCUUAAACUGGAGUUUAUGCGUAACGACCCAGUGGAUGGGUGCAUAACAGAGAGACAGUUUGGAGGCAUGCUGCUGUCCUACAGUGGAGUCCAGUCACGUAAACUCAAACAGAUGCAGAAGGGACUCAAGAAGAUGUUCAAAGAUGCUCAGGGCAUUACCUUUGAGGAGGUGGAGAAUUUCUUUACCUUCCUGAAGAAUGUGAAUGAUGUGGAUACAGCUCUGAGUUUCUACCACAUGGCCGGAGCCUCCAUCGAUAAAGCCACGAUGAAGCAGGUGGCUCGUACGGUGGCCAAAGUGGAGCUGUCGGAUCAUGUGUGUGACGUCGUGUUCGCUCUGUUCGACUGCGAUGGUAAUGGAGAACUGAGUAAUAAGGAGUUUAUAGCCAUAAUGAAGCAGCGUCUGAUGCGAGGUCUAGAGAAGCCUAAAGACAUGGGUUUCACCCGGUUGGUACGAGCCAUGGUGAAGUGUGCCCAAGACACAGCAUGGGACUUCGCCAUGCCAAAACAGAAUUAGACACCUGUGUGUGUGUGUGUGUGUGUCAUGCCCAAGCAGCAUUAAGGAUGGGAGGGAUGUGUGUGUGUGUCAUGCCCAAGCAGCAGUAAGGAUGGGAGGGAUGUGUGUGUGCUUGGGCAGGCGUGAGAAUGCAAGUGUGUGUAUUCGGGUGACGAAAACUCUGCUCCUCCACACAACUCUAACCGUCGAUGAGGUCUUCUGGCUCUCUCUCUCUCUGUCUUUCUGUGUCUCUCUCUCUCUGUGUCUCUCUCUCUCUGUCUUUCUGUGUCUCUCUCUCUCUUUCUCUCUGUGUCUCUCUCUCUCUUUCUCUCUUUCUCUCUCUCUCUCUCUCUCUCUCUCUCUCUCUCUCUCUGUGUGUCUCUCUGUCUCGGAUUAAAAGCAUAUAGUUAAUUGGCAACAAUAGGUGUUAUAACUCAUAUCUGUUCACACCAAUUAAAGACAUCAAACUCAUUUUGACAUCAGCUCUGGCGUAAACAUAAUCUAUCAUGAUACUACAAUAUGGUUCUUUCUUCCCAAAUGACACCCUAUUCCCUAUGUAGUGCACUACUUUAGACCAGGGCCCUAUGGGGAAUGGCACCCUAUUCCCUAUGUAGUGCACUACUUUAGACCAGGGCCCUAUGGGGAAUGGCACCCUAUUCCCUAUGUAGUGCACUACUU
This is a messenger RNA of Oncorhynchus masou masou (cherry salmon), 1762 nucleotides long. It is a transcript of the gene micu1, whose product is annotated as mitochondrial calcium uptake 1. Gene Ontology annotation, biological process: mitochondrial calcium ion homeostasis; calcium import into the mitochondrion. The record is from RefSeq and is a predicted model, not a curated record. Gene Ontology annotation, molecular function: calcium ion binding. The transcript has 10 exons. The coding region runs from base 2 to 1105 and encodes 367 amino acids. Gene Ontology annotation, cellular component: uniplex complex. NCBI's taxonomy places the organism in Eukaryota, Metazoa, Chordata, Actinopteri, Salmoniformes, Salmonidae.